Molecule: messenger RNA, 2561 nt
Organism: Galdieria sulphuraria
Lineage: Eukaryota; Rhodophyta; Bangiophyceae; Galdieriales; Galdieriaceae
Product: dual-specificity tyrosine-(Y)-phosphorylation regulated kinase
Exons: 11
Coding region: 7-2349 (780 amino acids)
Biological process (GO): peptidyl-serine phosphorylation; peptidyl-threonine phosphorylation
Cellular component (GO): cytoplasm
Molecular function (GO): ATP binding; protein serine/threonine kinase activity; protein tyrosine kinase activity
Source: RefSeq, a predicted model, not a curated record
GCGAGUAUGGGCGACAGACUUGAGAAGGGCCAACGUGGAAGUUGUUCAGAAAGUGCCUUGACUAGUGAAGACUUUGGCUCGGCAGCUAGUGAACUCCUGCCUGUACACUUUCAGGCUCACAGAAGAGUGUCGAGUAUGUCGUUGGAACCUUUAAGAACCUCUCAAGUGCAGUUGCCUUCGUGUAAUUCAGCCUUUCGUCCUUAUCAGUUACCUCAAACAGAUUUUGACUUGCAGUCGCGUUCAGAGUCGGACACAACAGGCUCUUCCUCUGCUUCAGGCGGCUUUGAGUCUCUCGAAAGUUCUCGGUCGUCUUCUCCCCCAAGAUUGCUGCUUCGUGUUACAGUGGUCUUGUUGGACACCUAUCAAAGAGUUUGUUCGAACUUUAGAUACGAUAAUAGAAACCGUCCCAGAAGAUGCUUAACACAUCCAAACCGUGGCGUUUACAACUUUGGCUUUGAUAACAGAGACAAUGAUCUUAUUGUUUAUGUUAACGAUAUUCUGGAAACACCUUCAGGUGAACGUUAUAUUGUUGUAGAUCUGUUUGGUGCAGGUACUUUUGGCCAGGUUUUCAAGUGUUUCAAUGAAAGAACUGGAGAGUUGGUUGCGGUGAAAGUUAUUAAGAACCAACCAGCAUAUUAUCGUCAAGCAUGGAUGGAAGUAUACAUAUUGGAUAUGUUGCACAAGACACAUCCACCUGAAGAAGUGCAACAUAUUGUAAAGCUUCUACGAUAUUUUGUGUAUAGAAAUCAUCUAUGUCUUGUCUUUGAAAGUCUUAGUAUUAAUCUAUACGAGCUUAUCAAAUUGAAUAACUUUAGAGGACUCGGACUUGAACUUGUACGUGUCUUUUUGGUACAAAUUUUGCAGACUCUUGUUGUCCUUUCUGAUUCAUCCAUCAUUCAUUGUGACCUUAAACCUGAAAACAUUCUCUUGACCAAACGAGGGAGUGUCGAUUUGAAGAUCAUUGACUUUGGUUCCGGUUGUCAGGAAAAUCAUGUCGUCUACACAUAUGUGCAAUCACGAUUCUAUCGUUCGAUUGAAGUUCUUUUGGGUGCUUCGUACAACAGUGCCAUUGAUAUGUGGAGUUUGGGGUGCAUUGCGGGUGAACUUUUUUUGGGCCUUCCGUUAUUUCCGGGCUCUAGUGUGUUUAAUAUGAUUUGUCGUAUUUCAGAAAUGUUAGAUGUUCCUCCAGAUCACCUAGUUGAGAGGUCUAGGAAUCGUGGUAGGUUUUUCACUGUCAGAAGGGAUUUCAUGGCUGGUUUGGGUGGGAAGAAAUAUCAAUUGAAAAGUGUGGAACAGUAUGAAAUGGAAACGGGGGAACGUGUUGUAUGGAAACGAUAUUUUCAACAAAAAAAAUUGAAGGAUAUUAUUAUGAGUUAUCCUAUAUGGAGAACCAAUCCACCGUCCCAAAGGGAGAUUGACUUGCGUCGAAGUUUUGUAGAUUUCCUUCAUGGUCUCUUAAAGGUUGAUCCAGAUGAACGGUGGACUCCUCUUGAAGCUCUUCAACAUCCUUUCAUCAAGUUGGAACCUCUUCUGAAUAAUGAACCUUGGGAACCCUCUGGAAGACUUGAGCAACGAAAAUUAUUGGGACAUCGAGCUCGAAUUUCUUCCUCCACAAUGAUGAUACAAGGAACUUUGAGUUCAUCUGCUCCGAAUCCGCAGUUUUUAGAUAGUCGUGAAGAGUCCUUCUCUCAGAGCGGUGACGACAAUGAACAAAGUAGAGUUAGUCAAACCAAUUAUCAUUCUAUGGAUGAGCAAACAGAAGAAGAAGUGUCAAUUGAGGGAGGGAAACUGGAAUCUUGUUCUUUUGAGGAACAUUCUAAACAAGCGACAAGCACUUGGGUAAAGAACAAUUCAUUGCAAAACACAAGUGAAGAGUGGGUUGCUGGAACUUUUAUGGACGACGACGAAUUUGGUACAACUGCCGAAACCAGCACCACGAGUGCAUUGGAUGAUGAUGCUAAUGAUGAACAAGGAACAGGUUCCGCUGAUCAUUCCGAAUCGACAGAUGAUAAAGCAGAAUCUCUUGGUGUGCAGUCAUCAGGAGAAUGCAGAGGCGAGUUUAAUCUUGAAGCCUCAUUGGACUCUCUCAAUAUGGAUGUUGAAUUGAGUCAACGUGCCCCACCGCCGCCACCAACAGCUCCUUCGUUGGGAUUGGAACUUGGAACGUCAGCUCCUGCAGGUUCUGGUCUUCCAGCAAGUCCCUUUUCAGUUGCGUGGAUUCGAGGUUCAAGGUCUUCCAGUGUUGCUCCUGGAGAAAUGAGGACUUCCAAAUGGUUGCGUGCAAGAAGAGGACUUGCUGUCGAAAGAAGUGACAGUUUCUCGAAUCAGAUGCACUCAAGAGAGACUUGACUUGGUAUAGGGACAUUCUGGUCAUGGAUAAAUGGAGAGGCACAUACAAAUAUAUGAUGCAUAAUUGUGAAUGUAAUAGAAAUGAAUAUGAUGCAACAUUAUAAGUACAAUCUUGAUACACGCCAAGCACUCAUUGUUGUCGUUGUUGUUGAAGAAUAAAGAAAGUUGGAGACGGAUGGAAUAUAAAAAUCAUUAAAAAUAGGAUUGUUAGU